This is a messenger RNA of Didymodactylos carnosus, 939 nucleotides long. Lineage: Eukaryota; Metazoa; Rotifera; Eurotatoria; Philodinida; Philodinidae. The record is from the annotation of a GenBank genome assembly.
AUGAGUCCUACCUAUGAGCAAAAUAUGCAGAUGGAUAAUCCUGAUUCACGAUCUCAAAGUGAUUCAAUGAAUGAAAGUCCUAAACAUGCACGUAUCAAUGAUGAUAUAAAUCCUCCACCACUACCACCAAAUUCUUCCUCAACAACAAAAUCAUCUUAUCUCGUUCAACAACAACAAUCAGAAGCAGAUGUGACUGUUAUCGGCGAACAAAUGCAUCCGAAUUUCGAAGAGAAUAAUAAAAAUGAUCAAAAUAGUAAUUUUUCUCUAACCGCCACUACAACAACUGUACAAUCAAUUCCAUCACAAGAAGAAUUAUCAUCAACGAUAUCACCUUCAUCAUUAGUCAAUCACUUACUACACAUUCAUAAUCUAAUAGAUAAAUCAAUAUUUGAUGAAAAUAUGGAACAUAGUCUCCAUUUUCUGUUAUCAAUAUUGAACGAUAAUUCAGCUGUUUCUGUUGUAUCAGCGAAUUUGAAUUUAAUAUUAGGUUUAUUAACAUUACUAAAGAAUUUGAUUACUGAUAGAACAACAUAUUCUAUAAGGCAAUUAAUUUAUUCACUACAUGAUCAUCCAAAAUUAAAAAAAUUACAAAUAACAGAUCAAGAUGAAGACGAAAAUAUCGAUGAAAACAAGGAAAUUGAAGAACAAUCACCAUCUUUAUUAUUACCUCAAAGAACUUUAUCUUAUUUGAAUAUUAAUAAUACUCAUGAUCAAAUAAAAUUAGAACAGAAUCCACCACUACCUCCUUCAUACCGACCAACUCUUCCACCUCCAUUGAUUCAACCAUUUUAUGCAUCUUUUCCUACGCAACCAUCAUUAAUGAAUUUUGCACAACGAAAUUAUCAGCAACAAAGAUCUCAUAAUCCACAACAGCCACAAUUUUAUAAUGAUAAUCUAAGGCCACCAUUUCCUCCAUCGACAGUAUAUCGUCAUUUUUGA